Messenger RNA from Cheilinus undulatus (humphead wrasse), 3827 nucleotides. Its product is annotated as oligophrenin-1-like. Gene Ontology annotation, biological process: signal transduction. Gene Ontology annotation, cellular component: cytoplasm. Lineage: Eukaryota; Metazoa; Chordata; Actinopteri; Labriformes; Labridae. Gene Ontology annotation, molecular function: protein binding; GTPase activator activity. The transcript has 24 exons. The record is from RefSeq and is a predicted model, not a curated record. The coding region runs from base 453 to 2852 and encodes 799 amino acids.
UUUCGUAAUGUAUAUGUUUACUGAUAUCAAAAUUGGGACAUAAAAGAGGAUUUUUGACGCUACAUAUUAAAAAGUAACUUAAAGGACAAGCGUAGGUCUCAAGGAAGUGUGACGUACUUCGGAAUGGGACGCGUCCAAAAGGAUUCAAGCCGCUCUUCUAAUCACGACGCUGCAACGAGGAAAAGUGUCAAAGGAUACAAUUAAAUUACAGUUUCAGCACCGCUCAGACGAGAGAAAAGGAGGAAGUAGAUGUAAACCCACGCCUCGUCGCUGUUUGGUUCACUUUAUACGCGACCAGAGGCUGCUGCAGGCUCCCACGGACACCACGGUUAGAGCUCCUCCGGCCAGAUGAGAGAGCAGCGAUGAAUAGUGAGCUGUAGACGAGCGUAGGCUGCGUGGCUCACUAAAACAAACUCAUUGUCUCCAUUGUCUAACAAAAAACAGCCCAGAAAAUGGGGCAUCCUCCUUUGGAGUUCAGUGACUGCUAUCUGGACAGCCCGGACUUCAGGGAGACUCUGAAAUGUUAUGAAGUGGAGCUGGAGAGGACGAGCAAAUUUCUGAAAGAGUUGAUAAAAGAUGGCAACAGUGUGAUCACCGCAAUCAGGGCUUACUCUGUGGCAGUGCAGAAGUUUUCCCAAACACUUGGAGAUUUCCAGUUCGACGUCAUCGGUGAUUCCCUGACUGACGAUGAGAUUAACAUCGCUCAGUCGUUUCAGGAGUUUGCGGGACUCCUGCAGGAAGUGGAGCAUGACAGGAUGAUGCUGGUUCAGAAUGCCUCUGAUCUGCUCAUCAAACCCUUGGAGAAGUUCAGAAAGGAACAAUUAGGAGUAACAAAAGAGAAGAAAAAGAAGUUUGAGAAAGACAGUGAGAAGUAUUACUCCCAGGUGGACAAACACUUGAAUCUGUCCUCUAAGAAGAAAGAGAGUCAGCUACAAGAGGCUGAUGAUCUCCUGGACAGAGAGCGGGUAAACUUCUAUGAAUCGUCAGUGGAGUAUGUGUACCAGAUCCAUCAGGUGCAGGACAGGAAGAAGUUUGAUGUGGUGGAGCCGGUGUUGGCCUUCCUUCACAGCAUUUUAACACUCAACAAUCUGACAGUGGAGAUGACUCAGGACUUCAUGCCAUAUAAGCAAGAACUACAGCUCAGCUUGCAGAAUACAAGAAACCAUUACGAAAGCACUCGUGAAGAGAUGGAGGAGCUGAUGAAGAGGAUGAGAAAUCCAUCUCAGAUCUGUAAAAUGCACAGUUUUGUGCCCAUGGAGGGUUAUCUGUACUGUCAGGAGAAGUGGGCUCUGGGCAUGACAUGGGUUAAAUAUUACUGCAAGUAUCACAAAGAGGGAAGACUGCUGGUCAUGAUGCCCUGUGAGCAGAAGACUACAACUAAACAGGGCCCCACACAGCUGACGCUGAAGUCCUGCAUCCGCCGGAAAACCGAAUCCAUCGACAAACGCUUCUGCUUUGACGUGGAAACGAAUGAGAGAAACACACCAGUCACUUUCCAGGCUCUUUCUGACAGAGACAGGAAGUUGUGGAUGGAGGCCAUGGAUGGAAAAGAGCCUAUCUAUCAUUCCCCAAUCCACAAGCAAGCUGAAAUGGAACUGAAUGAAAUCGGAUUCAAGUUUGUAAGAAAGUGCAUUAAUUUCAUCGAAACAAAAGGUGUCACACAAGAGGGAGUGUACAGGACGGUUGGCAGCAACAUCCAAGUGCAGAAGCUUUUAAACGCCUUCUUUAACCCCACAAAUCCAGGAGAUGUGGAUCUCCACAGCAGUGACUGGGACGUCAAAACCAUCACAAGUGCAUUAAAGUUUUAUCUGAGGAGCUUGUCUGAGCCUCUGAUGACCUACAGUCUACACAGAGAUCUAAUGUGUGCUGCAAAGUCAGAUAAUCUGGACUUUCGGCUGAGUGAAAUUCAUUCACUGACCCACAAACUACCAGAGAAGAAUCAGGAGAUGUUGGACAUGCUUAUCAAACACUUGGUUAAUGUGUGCAGUCACAGUGAAGAAAACCUCAUGACUCCCUCAAACAUGGCGGUUAUCUUUGGACCCACACUGAUGAGAGCCAAGGAGGAGACUGUGGCAGCCAUGUUGGAUAUCAAGUUCCAAAAUAUUGUUGUUGAGAUCCUCAUUGAAGAACACAAAAAGAUCUUCAGUAAUGUGCCAGAGGACAGCACCGCCCCGCCUGUCCCACCCCCACGGAUCACCCCGAGAAAGCGGCAGCCCAUCACAAUCUCCAAGCGGCCGCCUCGUGUUUAUCAAGCGCUUAGUCACCACCUCUUUCAGCACACUGAGAAUGGACAAAACGACAGCCCUGUCCAGGACGGGGAAUUCUCAGCAAGUCCAGUUCCCCUACAGCGGACAAAACCUGUGAACAGCGCUCCUCUCGUUCCAAGAGAACCUCCUCCCAGACAAGCAUUAUUGCCCAGAACAGCCAGCCGUAAGGACAAACAACCAGACUCUGACCUUGGCAAGGCAGACAAUAUGAGGCAAAGGCCAGAUUCUUCUUCUACAGCUGCGAACGGGGAAUCUGGAGUCUAUGUAAGCCGGGUGCCUUCCUUCCAGAGCCGGAGACCUGCAAUCAAAGCUACAUCAGCCAACAGAGAAGGAGAUUCUGAAGGUUUGACCAGAACAAGGCCUGCAGAAAAACCUGCAAUUUGUAGACCUCCAGUGAGGCCUCCAGAGCCCCCCUCUAGAUGCCCCACUCCACAAAAGCCCCCCAGUGCAGCCUGCAGCGAGGGUACAAACACAUCCUAUGUUGCCUCCAAAACAAAGUUUUUUGAGAAUGCCUCCAAACAAGUUGGCAGUCUGCCAGCCUCUCCGUCGCCACCAACAGUGACACCUUUUAAAAAAGAGAACUGAAGAUAUGGAGGCUUAAUGGUUCCAUCAGGUGACAGCGAUUGUCAUCAAGCACGAGGGAGCCUCUUAAGAUGAAUUCAGUAUAAUCUUGGCGCGAUACCAUGGACUGAAGAAAGGCUCCAUAGAACUACAUGGAAAUGUUUGAUCCCAUCUGGUUAUCAACAAAAAGACUGUUGUUGGAUUUUGCACAACAGCAAACCAACCUUUGAGUUUGCAAAGCGUUUGACUCCGUUAUCUAUCCUUAUUAGAUAGUAAGGAUGGAGCAACAGCACUGUGUUCCCUUCUGUACCAACUGAAAAUGUUUUCAACUUACUGACAAUUGUUGCUCAUCAGUGUUAAAAAGUUUUUCGUAGUCACUUAGUGGACCCACUUAAUGCUCUUAGUAUGCAUUGUUUUAUAGAUCUCCCAUAGAACACUAAUUUGAUCAUUAAUUUUAAGUAUUCAAUAGCUUUAAUAUUAACUCUAUGAUUUCAGUGUUGAUCUUCCAUUAAACUGGAUUAAGCUGAUUGAUUUCAGCUAUGUGAUUAUCAUAAAGAACACUUGAAUCAAAUUUUAAUCAUGAAUGUAACAUGAGACCUAAAAUGUGAUUCAAAGACAAAAAAGUAUUUUACUUCCAAGUGUCACCUGCAUUCCAGUCAAUGUAUUAAAAUUAACAUCAUAAUUAUAAUACCAGUGUUCAUUUGAUAAAAUCUGAUCAAAAAGGGAUUAACUGGUAUACAUUCCCAUGCUUCUUACCUAAUUUAGGUAUGUAGGGUCAUACAGGUGUGUCUUAAAAACGUGCCUGGAACUGCUGAACCUUGUAUGAACAUUAAACAGCAAAGUAAUUGUUACACUAUGUGAAAAUAACACUCCAGAUUUUUUAUGUCUUGGUUCUUCAAUGGAUAUGUAAAUGUUUUAUUUUUCUGUUAACACUGCUUGAAAGUUCCAGAUAUUUUUGACUUUGUUUUCAAAGAGGAAAUAAAAAUAAAGGGAUCUUAA